AUGGCUGCAACUUUGGCUGCAAAUGUGCCUUUACUAGGUGAUGCCAUAACUGAUGAGGAGAAAGUUAUAGCCUCAGAUUCUUCAAGCAAAAAUGAAGUAUCUUUUUUUCGUUCAUGUCUUAAUUUACUCAAUGCAGUUGCAGGUAUUGGAAUACUAUCAAUUCCAUAUGCUUUAGCUUCAGGAGGGUGGCUAAGUUUACCAUUUUUAUUUUCUAUUGCUGCAAUAGCAUUUUACACUGGUUUAUUAAUGAAAAGAUGUAUGGAAAAACAUUCCAACAUAAGAACAUUUCCUGAUAUGGGUGAACUUGCAUUUGGAAAAACCGGAAAAUUAAUAGUAGCAAUAUCAAUGUAUACUGAGCACUAUUUACUUACAAUAGGUUUCUUGAUACUUGAAGGAGACAAUUUGAGUCACUUAUUUCCCAUUGAAGAGUUUCAAGUGGCUGGUAUAUCAAUUGAUGCAAAGCAAUUCUUUGUGAUAUUGGUUGCCCUAAUUGUUUUGCCAACGAUUUGUUUGGAUAAUCUGAGUUUGAUUUCUUAUGUAUCUGCUAGUGGUAUUUUUGCUACUACAAUUAUCAUUUUGUCAAUAUCAUGGUCUGCAACAUUUGAUGGAGUUGGUGUUAAACAAAAGGGUGAUUUAGUCAAUUGGAAUGGUAUUUCUACCGCGGUUAGCCUGUAUACCGUUUGCUAUAGUGCACAUCCUGUUUUUCCAAUUAUCUACAAUUCCAUGAAGAAGAAACAUCAAUUCUCUUAUGUCCUAAUUGUAUGCUUUAUGUUAGCAACGACUGCUUUUGCAUUAUUCGCUAUAAUUGGUUACAUAAUGUUUGGUUCAAAAGUUGAAUCACAAGUAACAUUAAAUUUACCACUGGACAAAUUAAGUUCAAGAAUAGCAAUUUACACAACUUUGGUGACUCCAAUAACUAAGUUUGCUAUAGUUGCAAUGCCAAUUACAGAUGCUUUAAAAAAAUUACUUCCAAAGAAAUUCAAGAAUAAUAGAAUGACCAACAUCUUUUUGAGUACUGUUCUUCUAACUAGUAGUGUUUUUGUCACAUUGGCUCUUCCAUUUUUUGGAUCUCUCAUGUCAUUGGUUGGUGCAUUUCUAACAGUCACGGCUUCUAUUCUCCUUCCUUGCUUGUGUUACUUGAAGAUUUCAGGCAUUUACAGGAAAUUUGAGUUUGAGACAAUUGUAAUAGUAGUAAUAAUAUUAGUAGCUAUAGUAAUGGGAAUAUCUGGAACAUACACUUCAGUUGUUGAACUAGUACAAGAAUCUUCUAACAAAUAG
This is a messenger RNA of Vicia villosa (hairy vetch), 1278 nucleotides long. Its product is annotated as amino acid transporter AVT1I-like. The record is from RefSeq and is a predicted model, not a curated record. Gene Ontology annotation, cellular component: plasma membrane. The transcript is spliced from 3 exons. Lineage: Eukaryota; Viridiplantae; Streptophyta; Magnoliopsida; Fabales; Fabaceae. The coding region runs from base 1 to 1278 and encodes 425 amino acids.